AUGGAACCAUGUUUAUGUAUUGAGAGUAAUUCAUCAAAUGAUCAAACAGUACUCUAUCCAACUCUAACAGAAACGAUUCCAAUUCGUCAAAAAUCAAUUGUAUGUGAACAUAUUGAAAAUUCAUUCUUAGAUUUGCGUUCUAUUUUUAUUAAACUUAGUAUUAUAUUAACAACAAAUAAACAAUCGGAUAAUCUUACGAAAUUUAAUGACUUUCUUUUACAUAAUACACAGAUUAAUCAUCUAUCAGAAAAUGUUUUUGGAAACAUUACUUUUUCGAACAUUAUAUUAUAUCAUAAUCCAUUAUUAAAUUCAAUUGAUGUUAAUGCAUUUAAUAAUACAGAAAAUUACGUUGAAGUAUUUAGAACUUUAAAUACAAGUUUAUCAGACAGUCACAACUUAUUUACUAUAAUAAAAAAAUUUCAUAAUUUAAAAUUUUUUAGUAUGGAAAAUGAUAAACUGCAAUCCAUUCCAGAUUAUGCAUUCAAUCAUACUGAACUUCGAUAUAUAUGGCUAGGUGUUGAUUUUAGACAAACAUUACAACCACUUGAUCAUAUUGGUAAAUAUCCAUUUUAUAAUGUACCAAAUUUAACAUCAUUACGAAUUUUUUCGCCUUUACUAACAAAAACUGGUAAAUAUUCAUUGGCUAUAAGUAGACGAUCAACAUUAAUUGUUGAUGAUUUGAGUCAUAUGUUAUAUAUUGAUAUUGGUGGUUCGAUGCUAAAUGCUUCCAGUUUCGAACCAACGUCCCUUACUCGUUUUCGUAAUCGGCCAGUUUUUUUACGUCUCUACAAUACAAGCAUUGAUUAUUUGGAUGAAAAAAUAUUUCAACCUUUUCUUGAAACACAUCCAUCAUCAUUAUUAGGUGUUCAAGAUUCAAAUAUAAGUCGAACAUGUGACUAUAGAUCGUUAUGGAUUAAAGAUGAAUAUUGUACAAAUAUCAAUUGGCGUGAAAAUCGAGUAUAUGGAACUACAUGUUGUUCGUUGUAA
Rotaria sordida is the source of this 987-nucleotide messenger RNA. Lineage: Eukaryota; Metazoa; Rotifera; Eurotatoria; Philodinida; Philodinidae. The record is from the annotation of a GenBank genome assembly.